CUACAGACAGAGGAGUCUGGAAGUGUAGCGCGUAUUAAACAGCCAAAGGCAAAUUGAAGCAAUGAGCAUUAUUUCAGGAAAGUUCAUCGUGAGGACAGACAUCACGUUGAUAAAAAUGUGAGAAGAAUUCAAGACGUUUUGACGCUUUUUUGCAAAUCCUGGUCAGUUCUCCCGUCCGGCUGUGUCCAGGAAUCGUCUGUCUCUAGGCAUCUUGUCAAUGGCAGCCCAAAGGAGGCGCUUGGUAAAAGAAUUCAAUCCUUACGUCACUUGCUAUAUCUGCAAAGGCUAUCUUGUCAAGCCCACCACCGUCACAGAGUGCCUGCACACAUUUUGUAAGAGUUGUAUUGUCCAACAUUUUGAAGAGAGCAACGAUUGCCCAAAAUGUGGAAACCAGGUCCAUGAAACCAAUCCUUUGGAAAUGCUGAGGUUAGAUAACACACUUGAAGAAAUCAUUUUUAAAUUAGUGCCAGGACUUCGGGAAAGAGAACAACUAGAAGAAACUGAAUUCUGGAAGAGGAAACGUCCGGAAGAAAAUGGAGAAGAUGGAUUCCCAGGCAGUAAAAGACUUAAAGACGAUGAAGAGGAAAAUGAUGAAAACAAAGACUACCACAGAAGUGACCCUCAGAUCGCCAUCUGUCUUGAUUGUCUACGGAAUAAUGGCCAGUCUGGUGAUAACAUAGUAAAGGUAAUU
This is a messenger RNA of Nanorana parkeri, 691 nucleotides long. It is a transcript of the gene PCGF5, whose product is annotated as polycomb group ring finger 5. The record is from RefSeq and is a predicted model, not a curated record. The transcript has 6 exons. The annotation marks the transcript as partial. NCBI's taxonomy places the organism in Eukaryota, Metazoa, Chordata, Amphibia, Anura, Dicroglossidae. Gene Ontology annotation, biological process: regulation of transcription by RNA polymerase II. Gene Ontology annotation, cellular component: PRC1 complex.